CAAAUCCAGAUUCAAAUUCAAGAUUACGUUCUUCUUCUUCUUCUUCAUUUUCAUCCGUUUGAUUUCUGCAGAUCUGCUUCUUGAAUUCGAGGGGAAAAAUAGAACUGUUAUUUUUCUUCAUUGAAUUCUUUUUCAUAUAUCGAAGUUUGUGGAAAAGGAGGAAGCGAAAAUGCGUAGCCGGGGAUCGAGUAACCGGCUAUCUAACUCUGGUGGUGGCUCUGCUUUUCGUUCUAGAAUUUCUGCUUUGGUUCUCGCCAUGUUCGCUACCAUGGCUACGGUUUACGUUGCCGGCCGGAUGUGGCAGGAGGCAGAGAGUAGAGUCUAUUUAAUUAAAGAACUUGAUAGGAGAACUGGUCAGGGUCAUUCUUCUGUAUCUGUUUCUGAGACAUUAAAAAUUGUAGCCUGCAAGGAACAACUAAAAAAGUUAUCAGCCAUCGAGAAGGAUCUAGCUGCUGCUAAGCAAGAAGGUUUUGUUUCAAAGGAGCAUUUGGGAAAUGAUGAUACUCGUCCCAAGAAAAGGCUUUUAGCUGUUAUUGGCAUCAUCACAACAUUUGGGCGAAAGAAAAACAGAGAUGCAAUUCGGAAAGCAUGGAUGCAAUCUGGUGCAGCUUUGAAGAAACUUGAAGAAGAGAAGCAAAUCGUUGUGCGAUUCGUAAUAGGAAAAAGUGCAAAUCGUGAAGAUAGUUUAGACAGGGAGAUCAGAGAUGAAAACAGCCAGACUAAUGACUUCAUUAUUCUGGAUGAACUGGAGGCACCUGAAGGACGUUCAAAGAAGAUAAAGUUUUUCUUUGCUCAUGCUGUAGAGAGCUGGGAUGCAGAGUUCUAUGUUAAGGUCAAUGAUGAUGUUUAUGUUAAUAUUGAUGCUCUAGGAGCAAAACUUUCUGCACAUUUGGAUAAGCCUCGUGUUUAUAUGGGGUGUAUGAAAUCAGGAGAAGUUUUCUCUGAACCGAACCACAAAUGGUAUGAACCUGAUUGGUGGAAAUUUGGCGACGCUAAAUCAUACUUUCGCCAUGCUUCAGGUGAAAUAUAUGCCAUUUCACGAGCUUUAGCGCAGUUCAUCUCGAUUAAUAAACCUAUUCUUCGGGUAUAUGCACAUGAUGAUGUGAGUGCAGGGUCCUGGUUUAUCGGGCUUGAUGUCACUCAUCUUAACGAGGGGAAAUUUUGCUGCAACAGCUGGUCUACAGGUUCGGUAUGCGCAUCUGUCUGAUUCGACUGACCGGAUUUACACCGGCACCAAUCUUUUUUGCAUUUGGAGUGUGAAUUUUGCCAUAUUGUGGACAUCAAAGAUUUCUCUCAGAAUUGAUUCUUUUAAUUCUACCCGGAUUCUUCCAACUGAUGUACAUGCAGGCCAACAUACUCUUUCAUUUUUGGAAGGGCAUAUGAAUUUUCUCUUAUUUUUUCUUUCUUGCUGAUGUACUAUAGUGUCUGUAUAUUCCAAAUUCAAUCCUAGAUUUGAUUGAUAAAUUUUUCCGAGUUUUCGGAUAAAACUUAAGGCUG
Molecule: messenger RNA, 1497 nt
Organism: Hibiscus syriacus
Lineage: Eukaryota; Viridiplantae; Streptophyta; Magnoliopsida; Malvales; Malvaceae
Product: hydroxyproline O-galactosyltransferase HPGT1-like
Exons: 12
Coding region: 170-1207 (345 amino acids)
Cellular component (GO): Golgi membrane
Molecular function (GO): hexosyltransferase activity
Source: RefSeq, a predicted model, not a curated record